Colletotrichum karsti is the source of this 1053-nucleotide messenger RNA. Its product is annotated as xylose isomerase-like TIM barrel. The transcript has a single exon. NCBI's taxonomy places the organism in Eukaryota, Fungi, Ascomycota, Sordariomycetes, Glomerellales, Glomerellaceae. Bases 1 to 1053 code for a protein of 350 amino acids. The record is from RefSeq and is a predicted model, not a curated record.
AUGUUCAACCCGAUCACAUCGCCCUUCGGCAACCCCAUCUCCUUCGCCUCCUGCUCAAUCGGCGUCGAACGACACACCCUCGAACAGAAACUCCAAGCCAUCGCCUCCGCAGGGUUCAACGGCAUCGAGCUCUCCUUCCCAGACCUCCAAUCCUUCGCCAAUCGUCGUUUCAACAAAACGAUCGCCGACGAUGACUACGACUCCCUCUGCGAGGCGGGUAAGGCCGUCCGCGCCCUCUGCGAGAAGCUGAAGCUCCAGAUCAUGGUCCUGCAGCCCUUCGCCAACUUCGAGGGCUGGCCCAAGGGAAGCAAAGAGCGCGAGGACGCGUUCGCGCGGGCGAGGGGGUGGAUGGAGAUCAUGGGCGCCGUCGGCACCGACAUGUUGCAGGUCGGAUCGUCCGACUCGCCCGAGAUCACGGGGUCGAUCGGGGAGUUGGUCGCUGAUCUGGCCGAGCUCGCGGACAUGCUCGCGGAGAGGGGGUUCAAGGUGGCGUAUGAGAACUGGUGCUGGGCCACGCACGCGCCGUCUUGGAAGGACGUGUGGAAGAUCGUACAGCUCGCCAAUCGGCCUAACCUGGGCCUGUGUCUGGAUACGUUCCAGUCCGCGGGUGGUGAGUGGGGUGACCCGACGACGGAGUCGGGACGGAUCGAGACGGGCGGGAUUGGGGAGAAGGAGGUGAGAAUGGGUUAUGAGAUUAGUCUGCAGGAGCUGGCGAAGACGGUGCCGCCGGAGAAGAUCUUCUUCCUUCAGAUCAGCGACGCGUAUAAGGUUAGUCCGCCGCUUGAGACGAAGGUGGAUGAGUCUGGUCUGCGGCCUAGGGGUAGAUGGAGCCAUGAUUAUCGACCUCUGCCGUAUGACGGGGGCUACCUGCCGAUUGUGCAGUUCCUCGAGGCUGUCAUGAGCACGGGGUUCCGUGGGUGGUUAUCUGUUGAAGUCUUUGAUGGAAAGUUUGAAGAGAAGUAUGGCGAUGAUCUGGAGAGGUAUGCGAAGAAAGGACAGGAGGGAGUUGUGAAGAUGCUUGGGGAGAUGAUCGUUGAUAGGAGCGGUGUUUGA